Capsicum annuum is the source of this 675-nucleotide messenger RNA. RefSeq names its product Werner Syndrome-like exonuclease. Gene Ontology annotation, molecular function: nucleic acid binding; 3'-5' exonuclease activity. NCBI's taxonomy places the organism in Eukaryota, Viridiplantae, Streptophyta, Magnoliopsida, Solanales, Solanaceae. Bases 1 to 675 code for a protein of 224 amino acids. Gene Ontology annotation, cellular component: cytoplasm; nucleus. Gene Ontology annotation, biological process: nucleobase-containing compound metabolic process. The record is from RefSeq and is a predicted model, not a curated record. The transcript has a single exon.
AUGGAGUUUCUUUCUAUGGUGAUCAAAUUGAAGUCACAGUUACGAAGAAUGCCACAGUUGUUAAUGAUUGGAUUAAUUGUCAUCGUUGUAAACUCCAUAAGCUCCUUGUUGGUCUCGAUAUCGAGUGGAUCCCUUAUUUUUAAUCCAGAGGAAAAUCACCCGGUUGCUCUUCUCCAGCUUUGCGUAGGCCGACGUUGCCUACUAUUCCAACUCCUCCACAAAGAUGCCAUUCCAAGAUUCCUUGUAGACUUUCUCAUGGACCCAAAUUUCAAAUUUGUUGGCGUGAGGGUUAAAAGAGAUGCGGAGAAGCUGCUCCGGGAUCACAAGAUGUUCGUGGCAAAUACUGUUGAUUUGAACCAACUGGCAUUGUCUAUUUACAGAGAGGAAGUUUACGGGAAGCUGGGAUUAAAGAGAAUGGCGAAAGAGGUGCUUGGGAAAGUAAUGGAGAAGCCAUUGAAUGUAACAUUGAGUAAGUGGGAUGCAGAGGAAUUGGCAUAUGAACAAGUUGAAUAUGCUGCUAUUGAUGCUUUUGUUUUGUUUGAGAUUAGAAAGAACUUGUUUAAUUCAAUGUGGGAGAGACAGAGAGAGAUAGGUAUUCGUCGUCGCGCUGUUGUUAAGAGGGAAUAUCUGAAUUGCCAUUAUCGACCCCAAUUGUUGUUGAUUCAAGAUACAUAG